This is a messenger RNA of Didymodactylos carnosus, 1170 nucleotides long. NCBI's taxonomy places the organism in Eukaryota, Metazoa, Rotifera, Eurotatoria, Philodinida, Philodinidae. The record is from the annotation of a GenBank genome assembly.
AUGUAUAAUAGCAUCUCACAUAUUUUAAUUUUAGAUUAUCAUUCUUGGCAUCGUAAUAUUACUCGUCAAAUAAGUCAUCCAAAUAUGACCACCUAUCAGCAACAAAUCAAUCGUUUACUCGAAUUAGAUGUACGAUUUUUAUUAUAUGCUCGUCAUAGAUCAGGUUACGCUGAUCGAAUUUUACAUUUUAUAUCCACUUAUUUAGUUGCUCUAUUAACACAUCGUUAUUUUGUUUUCGAUCAAAAUUGGCCAGCAUUUCUUAAAGUCAUGAAAUCAAAUCUAAAUUACGAAUAUAAUCUCGUUAUACCGUGGUAUUCACAACUAAACAAAUUAACAAGAAAGACGAGAAAUCAAUUGUCUGUACAAUAUCAAUGGUUUAGUUUGGAACGAUUCACAAAAGAUUAUGAUUAUGAGAAUAAAAACAGAAUUCUCGUUUUUGGAGGACAUACAGGCACUACAGUUCACACAAUUACUUCUCCUACAAGUAUUUAUCGUUCAUUUUUAACUAAUACAUUGAAAAUGACCGGUGACACUUUAUUUGGCUGCCUGUAUCACUCAUUAAUCAUACCACGAUUAUCCACUUUUGUCCAAAUAGCAUCUGCUCAAUCGUCUUCACAAUUUAAAGGUGGUCAAACGCAUCAACAACUGUUACAAACUCUACUAUCAACCACUCAUAAUUCUGUUGCUAUUCAAAUUCGUACCGGUGAUGAAAUAAUGAAAAAUCCUCAUCGAAUGUAUUCAUUAAUGUAUAAGUUUCAGAUUUAUUUCGAUUGUGCAAAAGAAAUAAGUCAAGGAAAACCAACUAUUGUCUAUCUGAUGGCAGAUGAUUAUCGUAUUCGUCAAGCAGCAUUGAAAACAUAUUCGAAUACUCAGUUUUCUGUUAUAGCAAAUCCACAUCCCGUCCAGCAUAUUCAGUAUACUCAAAAUUUGGUGCAGGCAUUGAAUUCCUUACUUUUUGAUACGUUUUUAUUUAUGUUUUGUGAAAGACAUAUUAUUACAAGUGAAAGUGGUUUUGGAAGAUUUGCAGCGUUUGCUUCAUUAAAACAGAAAGAUAUUUAUUCUUUUGAUGUUGGUGAAGUGAAAACAUGGCGAUGUGAAGAAAAGGAUAAUCGAGCGCUAAGUUUAACGGAAGCCGGACAUCGAUGGUCAGGCGUUAGAAGAAAAAGAUGA